Molecule: messenger RNA, 10694 nt
Organism: Vidua chalybeata
Lineage: Eukaryota; Metazoa; Chordata; Aves; Passeriformes; Viduidae
Gene: AGAP1
Product: ArfGAP with GTPase domain, ankyrin repeat and PH domain 1
Exons: 20
Coding region: 295-2961 (888 amino acids)
Cellular component (GO): nucleus
Molecular function (GO): protein binding; GTP binding; GTPase activator activity
Source: RefSeq, a predicted model, not a curated record
CCGGGAGCCGUGAGGGGCUGAGAGGCGGCGGGACCGCCGCCGGGAGCGGGACCGCCACCGGCAGCGGCUCCUUCGUCCCUCCCUCCAUGGGGCCGGGGGCGGCCCUGCCCCGCCCCGCCGCCGCCGUCGUGAAGUGACAGCGCGCUGCGAGGCCAAGGCGCUGCUGCCGGCCCGGCACGGGGCGGGGGGGGGAGGGGGGUGUCCGGUGAGUGAGGCGGCGGCGGCGGCCCGGGCUCGCCCCCGCCGCCGCCCGGGGGUCUCAGCGUGAAGGGGCCGGAGCGGAGCGGCCGCGCCAUGAACUACCAGCAGCAGCUGGCCAACUCGGCAGCCAUCCGGGCCGAGAUCCAGCGCUUCGAGUCGGUGCACCCCAACAUCUACUCCAUCUACGAGCUGCUGGAGCGGGUGGAGGAGCCCGUGCUGCAGAACCAGAUCCGCGAGCAUGUCAUCGCCAUCGAAGAUGCCUUUGUAAACAGCCAGGAAUGGACACUGAGCCGAUCUGUACCCGAGCUGAAAGUGGGGAUCGUGGGUAACCUGGCGAGUGGGAAGUCAGCGCUGGUGCACCGCUACCUGACCGGCACCUACGUCCAGGAGGAGUCACCUGAAGAUAUGGAUGCAGGUGGGAGAUUCAAGAAGGAGAUAGUGGUUGAUGGACAGAGCUACCUGCUGCUGAUCAGAGAUGAAGGAGGCCCUCCAGAGGCACAGUUUGCCAUGUGGGUGGAUGCUGUUAUCUUUGUGUUCAGCUUGGAGGAUGAAGUCAGCUUCCAGACUGUGUACCACUACUACAGCCGCAUGGCCAGCUAUCGCAACACUAGUGAAAUCCCCAUGGUCCUGGUGGGCACCCAGGAUGCCAUCAGCUCCACCAACCCCCGCGUCAUCGACGACGCCAGAGCCAGGAAGUUGUCCAAUGACCUCAAGAGAUGCACUUACUACGAGACCUGCGCGACCUACGGGCUCAACGUGGAGAGAGUCUUCCAUGACGUUGCCCAGAAGAUCGUUUCCACCAAGAAGAAGCAGCAGCUCUCAAUCGGACCCUGCAAAUCUCUACCCAACUCUCCGAGCCACUCCUCCGUGUGUUCUGCCCAGGUUUCUGCCGUACAUAUCAGCCAGACCAGUAAUGGAGGAGGGAGUUUAAGUGAUUAUUCCUCCUCUGUCCCAUCAACUCCAAGCACCAGCCAGAAGGAGCUGCGGAUUGAUGUUCCUCCCACUGCCAACACACCAACUCCUGUCCGCAAACAGUCCAAGCGCCGAUCCAACCUCUUCACGUCUCGGAAAGGGAGUGACCCAGACAAAGAGAAGAAGGUCCUGGAGAGCAGAACAGACAGCAUUGGAAGCGGCCGUGCAAUCCCAAUUAAACAGGGGAUGCUGCUAAAGCGGAGUGGCAAGUCCCUGAACAAGGAGUGGAAGAAGAAGUACGUGACACUGUGUGACAACGGCGUGCUGACCUACCAUCCCAGCCUGCACGAUUACAUGCAGAACGUUCACGGGAAAGAGAUCGACUUGCUGAGAACCACUGUGAAGGUCCCUGGGAAGAGGCCACCCCGAGCCACAUCAGCCUGUGCCCCCAUCUCCAGCCCCAAAACCAACGGCCUCUCCAAAGACAUGAGCAGUUUACACAUCUCGCCAAAUUCAGGGAACGUGACUGCUAGCACAUCUGUGUCUCAGAUGGCCAGUGGGAUCAGUCUGGUGUCCUUCAACAGCCGCCCGGACGGUUUGCACCAGCGCUCCUACUCGGUCUCCAGUGCAGAUCAGUGGAGCGAGGCCACAGUCAUUGCCAACUCUGGCAUUAGCAGUGACACGGGCCUGGGAGAUUCAGUGUGCUCCAGCCCCAGCAUAUCCAGUACCACCAGCCCCAAACUGGACCCCCCUCCUUCCCCCCACGCCAACAGAAAGAAGCACCGCCGGAAGAAAAGCACCAGCAACUUCAAAGCUGAUGGCAUCUCGGGCACGGCCGAGGCCAAACGCAAAGCUUGGAAACUAAACCGUGUUGGUAGCCUGCGAAAUAUUUACAGCAGCAGCAGCACCAACACCGAAGAACAAGAAGAAAACUUUGAAUUUAUCAUCGUUUCUCUCACGGGCCAGACUUGGCACUUUGAAGCAACCACCUACGAAGAGAGGGACGCGUGGGUCCAAGCCAUAGAGAGCCAGAUCCUGGCCAGUUUACAGUCCUGUGAGAGCAGCAAGAACAAGUCGCGCCUGACGAGUCAGAACGAGGCCAUGGCGCUGCAGUCCAUCAGGAACAUCCGAGGCAAUUCCCACUGCGUGGACUGCGAGGCACAGAACCCCGACUGGGCCAGCCUGAACCUGGGAGCCCUCAUCUGCAUCGAAUGCUCAGGUAUCCACCGCAACCUCGGCACGCACCUGUCCCGGGUGCGCUCCCUGGACCUGGACGAUUGGCCCAUCGAGCUCAUCAAGGUGAUGUCAGCCAUUGGCAACGAGCUGGCCAACAGUGUGUGGGAGGAGAACAGCCAAGGCCACGUGAAGCCUUCCUCAGACUCCACCAGGGAAGAGAAAGAGCUCUGGAUACGCGCCAAGUACGAGCAGAAGCUCUUCCUCGCCCCACUGCAGUGCCUGGAGCUCUCUCUGGGCCAGCAUCUCCUGAGGGCCACGGCCGAGGAGGACUUGCGGACGGUGAUCCUGCUGCUGGCCCACGGCACGCGGGAGGAGGUGAACGAGACCUGCGGGGACGGGGACGGGCGCACCGCCCUGCACCUGGCCUGCCGCAAGGGGAACGUGGUGCUGGUGCAGCUCCUCAUCUGGUACGGCGUGGACGUGAUGGCGCGCGACGCCCACGGGAACACGGCGCUGGCCUACGCCCGCCAGGCCUCCAGCCAGGAGUGCGUCGACGUGCUGCUGCAGUACGGCUGCCCCGACGAGCGCUUCGCCCUCAUGGCCACCCCAAACCUGUCCAGGAAGAACAACAACCGCAACAACAGCGGCGGGAGGAUGCCCACCAUCAUCUGAGGGGAGCUCGCUCGCGCGUUCGCUGACCCUGGUCACGUCCGCGGCCUCACAUUCCUCCAUCCCCAUCGCAGCUCCGCUCUGUGAGUCCGGUACGUCUCCUUCUCCCUUUUCCCUUCGGUCCAUCCCGAGCGCCAGGCGGGACGUGGAGGAGCGCGGGGGCCGAGAGGAGCGCGGGGGCCGCGGGCAGGCCGUCGUUUCAGCGCCCGCCGCGGGGGCCGCGCCGGACAGCCGGCACCGCCCGGGGACACGCGGCACCGCCGGGGACGGGCGGGGGGAGAGGCGAGCCGGAGCAGAAGGAAGGAAGGAAGGAAGGAGAGACGGUGACUUUCCCUAAGUGACAGUGAAGCACAUCAGAACAUUUCACCUCUACGGAACGCGGCGACGCCUGGAUUUCCAUUCUCUUCUCCUGAAGAGCUUGACGGCAUAAAUCAGAAGCAAGCACAGAGUUUGUCAGGUUUGAAGCUCCUAUGAUGGUAUGUGUCAAAUCAGUUGUAGCUAAUCUGUCCGGGGAGAAUACUGGCUUCAUUACACUUGUAUAGUUGAGUUCUUCCAGCAUUACUGCUGUUUAAUAGAACAUGAUUAGUCAUCACGGAGAAAAAAGCAUAUUAGCUGAGGAGGUAGUUACAUGGCACGCUUCGGUGAUUGCUUGGAUGUGAUUGCAAUAUUCUUAGAAGCAUCAUAUUAUCUCAGACAUGUUCUUUCGAGCCCUUGGAGCCCUCCUUUCUAAAUUCACUGUCAUAAUUUAGUAUCUGUUUAAUUUUUCAGUCCAAAGAGAGGAAAUGAGUUGCUGAGUGUUAUUUGACUGCAGUCUCCUUGGUGUAAAAACAAAAUGGAAAAAAUAAAUAAGAGUAAGCCUGAAACACAAAAAGGAAUAAUGAAUACCACUAUGGAAAACAACAUUUCAAGUACGUUUGGUGAAAUUAAUAAAUGCAUUAAAGGCUAAUUUUUUUUUUUUGUUACGUUUUCAGCCAGCAGAAAUAGGUUCUGUCAUUUUGCCAAGGUAAAUUGUGUUGAGUUUUUGGUCACUCCUGUGAUGCAUUGCCUAACUUAUACAGAUUUUUGUAUUGUGUCUCUAGAUUCUAUGUAUUUAAAAUCUAUUUGAAUAAAAAAAAGACCGUAAAUAUACAUUGAUUUUUUUUUUUUUGUACAGAAAAUGACAUCUCUGUUAAUUUAUAAACUGUAAUGGAUGUGAGCUAAAUAAUGUGCAUCUAGUUAGGAUCUGUGGGUUACAGAUCAUUAUUGUACAUUGAUAACAUUCCCAGCAGUGAACUCUUCUUUCCAAAGCCUGUGAGGAACGACACAUCAGGAGAUCAGGGAAGGAAAAAAAAAAAAAAGCACGUGAGACCUUUCAAAAAGGAGAAAAGAGGCUGUUCCUCAGCACUGUAAAUAUAUUUUACUCCAGAAGUCAGGAAGCUUUCACAAGCCAAGACAAAAAGCCCCAUUCUGGCUGGGGGAAGAUCAGAUUUGAUUAAGUUCAGAAUUGAUAGCCUUCACCGCGGCGGGCAGGGCACGGCUGCGCUCCCUCCCAGCCCGGCUGCUUUCGGCAAGAAAAAUGGCUUGUGGAAGUGGCCUGGACAGUUCAUUUCAAUUCCAAGUUUCAAUACUUGAUGAUUGGGUUAUUUUGGUCUUGCGUCCCAGCUUCUCCUGCUUCCCACUAGCUGGAUUCUGGCGUGGGGAAGCAGAGGUUUUGGCAGGCAGAAAAGUUGAUUUUUCUUUUUUUUUUUUUUCUUUUUUUGAAGUGGCAUGUGGCACUGUGAGGAUGGGGGCAUGGUUUAUCAUGGAGAAAGUUGAAAACUCAACUGAAUUCGAUGGCAAAGGAGCAAUUAUGUGAAGGCUGUGAGGUGCACAGAGCAGAGUCAUUUGCAGAUCGACCUGCUCCUGUGUAUCUCCCAGGCCUUUGGGGUGGUGCUCUUCCUUGGGGCUCUGGGUUUCAUUCAGCACACAAAUGGGAGCAGCAGUUGCUAAAUAAACUGAAUGUGGACAAAAUUGAAAGGAAGAAAUGCAACAUGGUUAUUUUAAGGAAAACCAAAAAACAGGAGAAAAAUUACAGAUUUGAGGCAAAAUUGUGGAUGAGAAACGAGCCUUGAGGUGGAAGCACAGGAAUAUUGACCAGCUUCUCUUUAUGGUGUUGUCCUUUUGUACUUUGUUGUUUUCUAGACCUUUGAGUAUCUGGGGGGAGGAAAUCUUUUUCCAGCCAGCCUAGGCUGACUGCACCAGACACAGCUGAUUCCCUUCCCACUGGGAUACUUCUAAAUAUUUUAAUGUAAUUUUUUUUUAAUUCAGGAAAGGUGUCUGUUUGAACUGCCAUUUCUCCACCAUUCCUGACAUUUGGUACUUACAGGUGGUCCCUCAGGGAGGGGACAGGACAGCCCAGCUGAUGUGCAGCUGGAGGGGAUGCUGUGAAACCCCCGCUGUGUGCUGGUGCUCAGGAGCUUUGCCACAGCAGGGAUUCAGGAAUGGCAAUCCCAGAGGUGCUAGAGCUGCCUCCUGUUCCCCCCAGGAGCAUCCAGGGCAUUUGUAUCCCAAAAACCAAGUCCAGUGUUUCAAAUCCACGGUGGGCAGUGUUCAAAGUGCACAUUCCGUUUCAGAGCUGGGGUUUUUACCUAAUUGAGAUUAUUUUCUGUACAUUGUUUAAUGCUCUCUUUGGGCCACCUUCCUCUGACAAGGCUGAGGGUGAUGUUUGAGAAACAAGGGCAACCAGGCAGAUUGCAGGUAGACAAAUUUCAUGGUCCUUGCCCUAAAAAUCUUCUGAAGGCAGCCCUUGAAAAAGCACAGAAUAUUUUUAGGAGAGGAAAUUCCAGUGUAUUACAGGAAAAAUUAUGCAUCCAGGCAAGCCAAGUGAUUCUUUAAUUAAGUGGUAACACGGUUGCUUUUAACCUAAACGUGGUUUUCCCCUAAGUGUUGGCAUAACUAUGUUGAAGCAGUGGGGGUCUGUGGGGAGGAUUCCCAGCCCUGCACGUGGCAGAGCUCCCUUGGAAGGUCAGGAGAUCCCAGAAUAUCCUGAGCUGGAAGGGACCCUCUGGGUGAGGUCACCCAGGGCUGUUGUCACCAAGUCACUCCUUGCAGGGUGGAGGACAGGGGGGGAAAGGCAGGGGUUGGAGGAAGCUCUCCUUGGCUGGAUCCUGGUGGGGCUUGGCUUUGAGAGCUCCUCAGGCUUUUCAGGGGGUGUGUUUGCACUUUGCAGAGGCUGCUCUUGGAGCCAUCCAGGUGCAGAAUCGGGCAACGUCUCCUGGCACUUGGAGAUCCCACAGGAAUGCCGUUCCUGUUGCUUUCACUCCAUUCUCCCACCGCUCCUUGUCUGGUGUUUAGCCGCUCUUGUUGCUUUUUUGGAGCCCUCUUGCCAGGCUGUUCACACCCUUUGAGCAGGCUGGGAACAAAACAAGCCCUAGCUGUGACCCAGUCCAUGAGAAAUCCCAGCAGAAACCCAGCAGCCCAAGCUGUUCUCUCUGAACGGAGUCUGCAGCAGUGGUUGUCAUUGCACCCCCCCAGUCCUUCCCCUCAUCCCAGAUACCUUGAAAUCCCCCUUCCUCUGCACUUUAUCCAUGACUAAAACACCAGAAGCGAGUCAGCCCCUGUUGUUUCCAUAUUUCCUCCUCUCUUUGGCUAAUUGCUGUGGAAUUCAGUCGGAUGUGUCACAGCUGAACCUGGAUAUUGCCAGGGACAGUUCACUUCUCCUUGUUCUUCAUGAAGAAGAAAGACCCAACCUUGGGAAAAUUCAGGGUCCUGCCCUGAAUGCAGAGAUUUGACCAAGGGCUCCCAUUACCAGUUUUCCAAUUUUGGUGGUAAAAAGAGGAGCAGAAAAAAAAAUAAAUUUAAAAAGCUCGGAGAACCUUGGUGCUGCUUGAAAAGCCGGGUGAGCUCCUGGAAGGUGGAGGGGAUUUUGAAGCAUUUGGGCGCAGUGUAAAAUAACCAUGUAGACAUUAACAUUGUUUAAUUCGCUGUCUUGUCCCCCUUCCCUUAAAUUAUGUGUGUUAGUGCAAGAAAAAUAAAAAGCUUUAGCUGCACUUGGAGAUUUCCCUGGGCCAGAGAAGGCCGAGUCACGUAGGGAGAGGAGUCGGGGUAGGAAUGCAGAUCCAGGUUUGGGUAACUGUAAUGUAGAAUAAUUAGAUUAUAUGGGGUUGGAAUAGCUUCAGCUUUUAUAUUUGUAUGGAGAUCGGGAGAAAUGAAGUAAUUUGUAGUUUCUAGUAUAAAGUAGUGGUAGUGGAGACAAGCACAGAUUUCACAAGGGGGUCCCCAAGGGGCCCUUCCCAAACGUCUCGGGGAGCCGCCUUUGCACCUUAACAGGGAUGGUUGUUGGGGUUUGUUGUUGGUGAAAUGGUCAUUUCAUGUUUGGUUACGUGGUUGUUGUCAGAGGGGGGACUCGAGGGGAGCGUGGGGGACCAAACUUUGAGGCAGCUUGGCUGGAGAGAAGACAACUUCCCCAUCCUCAUCUCACUGUCAGGCAUCUUCCUUCCCCCUCCAGGGGCUGCUACAGCGACCCUUAGGUGGGAUCUCUGCCUCUUGGGCCUGGAUCCUCAGUUCCACCCCUUCCAUUCUUGAUGAUUUGUGGGUAAAAUUUACUGCGUAGAAAACCUGGUUUUGGAUGUUCUUGUGUUUGCUGCACAACAGGAAAAAAAAAAAAAAAAAAGAAACAGAACCGCUGCAGAGUAAAGUUCUUUUCAAGGUAGAAAAGAAACACUGAAGUACCCCAAAUUCAGAGGUUCUGCAAUGAGUUUUGAGUUCUAAGCUACCAGAAGAAGAAGGUUGGCUUGAAUGGUUUUAUUGGAAAAUAAUCUCCUGUUUGAAAAAAAGAAUAGAGGUCAUAGAGCAAAACAUCCAGAGCUGUAGAUGGGUGAAUUUGUUGGUUUAGGAUAUUUGUAGGUUUUGCUUUGUUGUUUAGCAUGGGCCAGUUUUUACAGUAAAUAUUGGGACAGUUUACCUUGAGUUGACUGAGUCUGUCCCACGCUUUAAAGGGAGGUUUGAGGGGUUUUGGCCAGGAUUGUCAGGAGCUGUGAAUAGUUCACGUUUAGAGAGGGGAAUUGCAUGAUUUCUGAAAAGUAAAAGGUCAGUUUGGGGUUUUUUUUAGGGCCAUCUUCAGCCCCAAAUCGCCAAGCAUGUUUCUGGCCCCAUGUUUUGUUUCAGGGCGACAGCAAGAUGUGGGUGAAUCAACUCCCAUCAUUUACUACCAUGUUCAGGGGGGAGAAUUUUGCUUGUGGGUGGAUAAAAUAAAGAUGUCUUUGUGCAUUUCAGCAGUUUUAACCUCUUCAUCUCCCCGUGCCUGCCUGUAUCCCAAUCCCCCGUGGCGCUCUGGGUUCUGUGGGCAGGCAGAGCCCCAGCUUCCCCUCAGCCAUGCAUUUUCUGGAUGUGGUUUUUUUUUUUUAGCUUCCAGUGCUAAGGACUGGCUGUUCAGCAGUGCUUCAGAGCUACUCAUUUUUACAUUUGUGUGUUCUGUACAGAAUGUGAGGGGGGUGGGUGGGGGACCCUUCAGAGGUCUCAUGGCAUGCCUUGGGGAUGGUGGCCACGUUGCUUGCUGGCAGUGAAUGCACCCUGCUUGCCACAACUGAUCCGUGUGGGAUUUUUGUUGUUCCUGAGAGCUGAAGUAGCUGCAAACACUUCCCUGGUCUUCAGGAAUUGCAGGGUACGAGGAGGAAAACCCCUCACAGAGACAGCUCGUGCACAUCUCCUCUGUGCCCCAAACCCCAAACUCCUCCUGCAGGACCCAAGAAGGGUUUUGGUGCUGAAUGUGGGGGUUUUUUUGGCAUCCCAAAUGUAGGAGUUGAGCUGAGUUGAACCGGUGGGAGAAGUGCAGCCAGGGUGUCACACUUUGCACUUGCUUUGUGUGUGUGUGUGUGUGCUGGUGCCUGCUCCUCACACUGCUGCCAGGGGUUGUGGGAAUGCCCUAAUCACCAUCAGGAGCUGGAGCCAGCCUUUGGUUGGAUGCUUUUCCCAGCUGGAGUCAGACCAGCCACUUCCAAGGAGGCAGGAUGGGGGACGCUGGCUUGAAGGAUGAAGAGGUGCAGGGAGAUGAGGUCCAGGCUUGCUGCAGCCUCAGAGGUUUUCCGAAAAUCCAGCUCCUGCAGGCAGCAACAUUCAGCUUGAGAAAACCUUGAGCUCGGCCUCCAGGACUGGAGGGGAGACAUCCCCCCCUUGCUGGAGAGGGGAAAUCCCAGCUCGCCAGCCCUGGGGGUGGGAAGCUCCAGGGAAGGAGAUUCUGGAGGUAGAAAGGAGAGAGUCUUGCACUUCAGAGGCCCUUUUUAAUACCAAUUUGCUUGAGACUCAUCUUUCUGGCUGAACCCGAGCGUGGGACCACUGAGCUGUCGGGGAUUCAGCGGCGCUUUGGGGUCCUGCUGCCUUUUGGGGCUGUCGGGGAUAACGGGGAGAUGUUUCCAAGUGAGAUGUUCCUAAGAGCUGUCUCCAGCUGGGUUCUUGCCCAAGGGCUGCUCCUCAUCCCUCUCUCCACGUGUUCUUGGCCAUGACUGGCUCCCAAGAUUUUGCUGUGGGGGUCCACAAACCUCAGGUGCUGCAGUCUGGGAACAGCUGAGCCAAAGUUGUUGACACCAUCUCUGCCCUGGCUUUGGUUUCUUGUCCUUCCAGGGGCAAUCCAUAGGGAGAGGGCAAGGAAGGAGCUGGGGAGAGGGCCGUGCUGGGUGUGCAGAAACGACGGGAGGAUCUUUCAUUUCCCACUCCUUCAAUUCCUUUGAAGUGCUGUGGAAAACCCGCCCGGUGUUUUUUCCUGAGGUAACCAGGGACUCAGCUGGAUUCUCCAUCGAAUCUGCAGAGGAAAAAGAGGAUGUACCCAUCCUCUGACAGCACACAGCUCCCUGCUAGUCCCAAGUGUCCAGGGUUUGGCCCAGCUCCCUUUUACUGUCUCGCAGUCAAGAGCACCUUUCAGUGGCACACUGCGUGUGGGUGCACAGACUGAGGGGUCUUUGGGGCAGGAGCAUCUCCUAAAACACCAGGGACUCGUUUUCUGAUGUUCUUGGCUCGCCUUGGAACGGCCAAGAGCUGGGAUCUGCAGCUCCUGCUGCCUUAAAACCCCUGGGCUUCAGCAGGAUGUGAGCAUAUCCCAAAUGCUUGGCCCAGCUCCAACCUGCAAAGGCUGGAUUUUGUGUUCAGCCCCCAAACCUUCCAGGUCUUUCUGCUUUGUGGUGUUUGUCUUUCCAGUUGAGUCGGGAGGGAGCCCAGGUGAGUAGGGGACACCUGCUCGGGGUAGAGGCAGGAGAUACCUAGCACAUGGCAGGCUUCAUAGCAAGUUUUGGGUUGUUGGGGUUUGGGGUUUUUUUGUUUGUUUUCUGUUUCUGUAAAUAAUAAUGUAUAAAUGAUGACGAGACAGUGUGGAAAUUCUAAAAAAAAAAAAAAAAAAAAAAAAAAAAAGGAAAAAAAAAGGUCUUUUGUUGUUGUUUUUAUAUUACCUCAUCCAGCAAGUUUGUUUUACAAUGACUCGAUGAUGCUUUAUUUAUAUUGUUUGUACUGUAAUUAAACCAAUUGACAAACAUUUCACUUUGCUUGUUGUUUCCUAUUAUUUGGGUUUGAUUAAGUAUGCCAGUUUGUAUUAUGUUCCCCUUUCCUCUCUCUCUCUCUCCCUCUACACGUCGAGAUUUUUUGUGUCAGCUGUACAGUAUUCUGAAAAAUUAAAAAUAAAAAUAAAAAUUAAAAAGGAACAACAACAAAAAAAGCUGUAAAGUACUGCAGAGAGAGGCUGCUAUAUUGUAUAGGUCUCUUUCUAAUAAAGACAAGAAAACUUGUUGGUCGCA